Messenger RNA from Opisthorchis viverrini, 2664 nucleotides. RefSeq lists its product as hypothetical. Lineage: Eukaryota; Metazoa; Platyhelminthes; Trematoda; Opisthorchiida; Opisthorchiidae. The transcript is spliced from 6 exons. Gene Ontology annotation, biological process: morphogenesis of a branching epithelium. The annotation marks the transcript as partial. The record is from RefSeq and is a predicted model, not a curated record. Gene Ontology annotation, molecular function: protein binding.
UAAUGGGGACUUCAUUUUCCGCCUUGGAUAAGCAUGGAGGUUGUUACAACUUCGGUGUGAAUUUGGGUUCGAAAACGCCUUCGAGAAGAAAUCCCAACCAGUGGUUUUCCUCCACGGUCUUGCCGACCUCUGUCCAAUCCGCGUGCAACACUUGUCGCAUCCUUGCAACUGGUGUGGCUUCUUCAGGUUGUGGCAGGGGGCUUCAGCCGGCUGAUCCCAUCUGUUCAGGUCCAAACUGCCCUUGUGGCGUUUCCUCAUGGCUCCAUACUGAUCCCCUAUUACCAUCGGGGAAUUCCAACCAGGGUCAACAAACUAUAUCAAGUCUACAUUCUACUUCACAAACUGGAACCGCUCUAGAAGACACAGUGAUCGUUCGGGAACCCGCUUUAAGAUCAUUUGAUGACGUUGACCAGUCUCGUCUGGGCGAAAAUCGGAAAAACACCACAGCGGACUCCGGUACGGUGCCUGUACGGAAGCAACGGACAAUACAGAAUCGAAAACUUACACACUACUUGUAUCGAAAAACAGACGCCAAAGAGGCCACUUGGGUUUAUGUUUCUCACUUCAGCUCCUUACUUCAGUUGUGGUCGUUUGAUGAACUAUAUCAACUUCAAAAUCAGUUUGAAGCCUUGGAAUUACUGAAGGGUAUAACCGUGGCAGCAAAUGAAGCGCGACCCAAAGCACCCACUCUGGAUGAAGAUUUGCGAGCUCUCUGCUCAUCCGGUUGGUGUAAUAAUAUGCAAGUUUCCUACGGCCAUGUUGUGCGCGGCGCACAUUCCUACAUAUUGGCGGCCCGUUCCCACGUCUUCUCCAAGGUGCUGCACGCUGUUUAUCGUUCACUGUUUAACAAAUCCAGAAACACAUCACUACUGCCUGUAAUGAGCAUAUUGGUCCCCAACUUGGACGACGAGGGCUAUUUAUGGGAUACAAGUCAUUCCAACGCAACUCCGGAUCCUUUCCGCAAUUCCCCAGACGUAUUACGGUCGAUAUCGAUAGACUCAUGCCAACAAUGCGUUCGUUGCCAGGAGCCGCGAUUACGAGGAGGCUCCUCAUUUUCAACCCACUCCUCUGUAGAACCUCAAUUGGGGCAGCGUAGUCGUCGAGAUCACAAACCAUCUCAAUCAGUGGUGUUUGAACAUGCAGUCUUUGACUUCCUUAUAGACCUUUACGCUGGUCAUAACAGGAAUUCGUUCAAUCUAUUUUUAGAAGAACCGAUUCACCGCCAUUACUCACCUACAAAGCCUAAACCGGACCUGCUCUGCCUGCCAGAAGCUCCUGCUCGACUACAUUCUUCCAAUGGUUGUAAUGACUUGCUGUGUUUGUAUCGAGUGAUCGAUUCCACGCACCCAGAUAGUCCUCUAGCACCAGACUGCAGACUCACUUUUUCUUGUGAGCACUCUCCUCCCUGUUACGAGAUGCUUCAUGUGAAAUGUCACGCUGGUUUGUUGGCGGCUCGUUCACAAUUUUUGCGUCGACUAUUGCUGCGUCGUUAUGUGGCCCAAGUAGGUGAAGGUGGUAAUCUUACUUCGGUGGUUUUUGAUGGUCGACUGAUAAAGCCCUAUUUCGCUCAUCUCUUGGUCCAGUUUUUCUACUCAGAUCGGCUUGAUCUCAACGCCAUUGCAGCAAUGGCACAGCCACGAAAACCGCAUGAAUCAACUGCUGUGAACAAUGGUGGCUGCGGGUCGGAGCAUAGUUGCAGAUUAGUCAGUGAAUCUGCACUCAUGCAGCAUACUGAAUGGCAUGCUACACAUACCGGUGGAUGUGGAACAAGAGCACGACGACUACCCUGUUGCGUCGGAUAUUUGGAGGAUGAUGCCUCUUACCCAACAUUAGACUCGUACACUCGAACCGCAUCUAGCUUCUCGGGACACGGUGGAUGUUUCGCGUCUCCCCAUGUCAGCGCACAACAGCACAUCAGGUUUUGCUUGUCCUGUCCCUAUUGUUUGGCUUGUGUUCUGGAGUUACAUCCGGUUGGUCAGUACCUAGAGUUCCCAAGGCUAACUGAAGCUUGCGAAGAUCUCGUGGUGAAGGCACUGCGCUUACCGGUUCAGAAUAGCCUGAAGGAUUCUGAUCUACCAUCAGAUUUCUCAGAUCAGGGGUCUCAUGAGCGGACAAGGUAUAUCAGGAUGACUCCAAUCAGCUUAGCAGUCGGGCUUCUCCGAUGGGCUGAUUCUGCCCUCACCAGGCCGUCUCCGACCUCAUCCAGCGUUGAGUCUGUCGUGAUCCAACAAAACUCUACUGACACCAGGCAGGAGCGUUCCUCGUCGGUGAACACUAACGAACCUCGUUUACCAGCGACUGACACGAGUGUGAAAUCGUCUAACGUUUUCCGAUCUCCCGAAACACAAACUGAUGACCGUAGCAUGACUACACGUUAUCUGUAUCUCCAAGCCGUGCAGUGUCUACGUGAUAACUUCAUGUUUCUGGUGCGGACACCGCAGGUUUUGGGACGUCUUACACCGAAACAAUUCAGGGAGGUGCUCGAUUCUAGCCUUGUUCAAGCACCGGAAUCAGAAAUCCUGGCUGCUAUGUUAUGCUGGUCCGAACAACGAAUCCGGCACGCACAGGACAAAGGCACGUCUGAUGGUUCAAGAUUAAGCGACGGCCCAACAGGACCGAAUACUUCAAACAACAGUUAUCUUGGUCACCAGCUGCCACUCAUCU